This is a messenger RNA of Symbiodinium natans, 573 nucleotides long. Lineage: Eukaryota; Dinophyceae; Suessiales; Symbiodiniaceae. The record is from the annotation of a GenBank genome assembly.
AUGGUGCCAGGAGGCGGCUUCGAUGUAGAAGAGGCCAAGAUGGCUUCGGAGGAGCUCCGCCUGGAAUCUGAGAUUCGUUCCUUAGAGAUGCAGAUCGGCCUCAUGGACAUGAAGCGCCAGAUUGAGGUCCAGGAAGAACACCUGCAGCGUUGGCAGCAGAUGCUGGCCAAGAGCAAGGCGGGACGCCUGGAAUGUGAGAAGCUGCAAGGGGCCCAGGAAGAGCUUGCCCAACUGCGGGCCAAGUGCGCUGCCAUCGAAGCAAAGCGCCCACCGCGACUGCCGAGCCCUCCAAGAGCCAUCCCUGCAGAAGAGCCGCCUCCUGACGAGGAGGCGUGUAAAGAAGCUGACGCACCAGAGGCCGCUGGUAAGGAGGCAAAGGUUCCGAUUCCUCGACGCCCCGGCAGUACCAAGGAGGCACCUGCCGCGUUGAAGCAACGAGGGUCCGAGCGUAGCUCCAGAGGAGGAAGUGCCAGAGCAGCCGCCGCAGCCGCCGCUGCAGUUGUUGCCCGAGGUCCAAGCUCUGGCACUCGUGGCGGCUAUGCGCCUGCACGGUCGACUUCGGGGACCAGAUGA